AUGAGCUCGAAAUUGGCUCUCUGCCUGUUGCUAGCACUUUGCUGCGUCUUGGCUGUGGCCAAGGAUGUUCAGCAGGACAGCAUUGAGGAUCAGGAUACGUAUACAGAAGAUGAUUAUCUGAACGAUUCGAGCAGUGAAGCCGAACAGGAACUUAACUCCAUUGAUGCGACACGUCAGAGUCAAAAGCGGAUUUUGAUAUAUCCCUUCUAUCCAAGUUAUCCCAGCAGUCCCAGUUAUCCCAGCUACCCCAGCCACCCCAGCUACCCCAGCUAUCCACAUUACCCGGACUGGCCCCAUGGCUAUCCCAGCUAUCCGCACCAUCCAAGACCACCGCCAAGACCGGAAGAUCCCGAAGAACCCCAAGAACCAGUGCCACCACCGCCGCCACCACCACCACCACCGCAUCCGCAUCCUGGUCAUCCACAACAUCCUGACCACCCAGGUCAUCCUGGUCAUCCAGGUCCACAUCCUGGCCACCCAGCCCGGACGUCCUACGCCCAGGCCCACCAGACGCCCAACUAG
This is a messenger RNA of Drosophila virilis, 522 nucleotides long. Lineage: Eukaryota; Metazoa; Arthropoda; Insecta; Diptera; Drosophilidae. The record is from RefSeq and is a predicted model, not a curated record.